Molecule: messenger RNA, 3536 nt
Organism: Babjeviella inositovora NRRL Y-12698
Lineage: Eukaryota; Fungi; Ascomycota; Pichiomycetes; Serinales
Gene: ELF1
Product: Elf1p
Exons: 1
Coding region: 29-3427 (1132 amino acids)
Molecular function (GO): ATP binding; ATP hydrolysis activity
Source: RefSeq, a predicted model, not a curated record
AUUUUUUUUCUUUUCUUCAUAACCAACAAUGAGCAAAUUCAACCCGAACGCUGGUUCCUUCAUCCCAGGUGAUGGCAACCAGAAGUUCGCCAAGAACACCGCCGGUGGCGUGUCGUUCAAUGACUUUAUCUCUCAGCAGAAGGCGCAGAGACAGCCACUUGGAAAUAAGUUUGUCAAGAGCGUCGCAUCCCCAAUUCCUUCGAACGUGACUUCUCGGACCAACAGCGGUACCUCUACGCCAAUGUUGUCGUCCAACUCAUCGUCCACCUCUUUGGCUUCGCUUAACACUGCGUUGGGCAAGCUCGCACUCUCGCCACUCACACCGCACAUCGAGGCAAUCCACCAGGCUGGUUCCAUUUCGGAGGUCAGAGUCGAGAUUGACGCCAUUGUGGCGCUCAUUGCCGAGUACGGUGUGACGUUUGUGGAAGAGUGGGACCUUGCACAGGUGAUUAAAACCUUAUCCAAGGCCAAGAACCCGGCUUUGAUCCGCGAAGCCGCGGCGUUGAUCAUUUCCGCUCUUGCACGCCAGUUUUCCGGGGCCACCCCAGCCGAAGCGCACCUCGUGGCGUUCUUGCCUCUCGCGUUCGACCUCCUCGCCGACAAGGAGACGGCUGUCAAACGCGCGGCGCAGGCGGCGAUCGACGCGAUUAUGGGCCUUUUCCCUACCGAAGCCAACUCUUCAGUUGUCUUCCCAGCCUUACUCACCUAUCUCGGGUCUUCCGCCAAGUGGAACACCAAGUUGGCUGCGUUAAAGCUCUGUGACAAGAUCAUCGCCAACACUCCGGCGGACUUGAUUGAAAUUACGUUUGCCGACGGGAUCCCGAUCUUAACCGACGUUUCCACCGACUUUAAGCCAGAACUCGCCGCUGCCGGUCUCAAGACCCUUUCCUCUUACGUAAAGGUGCUCGACAACUUGGAUUUGCAGACCAGAUACGACGUUAUAGUGGAGACCUUGGCCGACCCUACCAAGAUCCCAGCCUGUAUCAAGGCCUUCUCCUCCGUCACGUUUGUUGCCGAAGUCACCGAGCCAGCCUUGGCGCUUUUGGUGCCGAUUUUAGACAAGUCGCUCAAGAUGUCUUCCUCCUCCCAGGACCAGUUGAGACAGACCGUGACCGUGACCGAAAACUUGACCCGUUUGGUCAACAACAAGCGUGAAAUCGAGAGAUACAUCCCGGUUUUAUUGCCAGGCAUCCGCAAGGUUGUCAACUCCGCCUCUCUUCCAGAGGUCAGAGAGUUGGGGGCCAAGGCGUUGCAGGUUUUGGAAGACGCCGAGGCCGAGCACUCCGACGGUAAGUUCCACGGGAGAAUCUCCCAGGAACAGGCUUCUGCAUACGUCCACGAAUCCUUCAAGGACGAUGAGCUUGUGUACAACUACCUUUCGGCAAUCAUUCAUCACGACGCUAACGUCAACGACUGGGUCAGAUUGAGAGAGUUCUUGGACAUGGCCGCGCCCUCCAGACUCGGCGAUGACGCUCCGGCGUACGUGGAGUCCGUCAUCUUCAAGCUCCGUGAGCUUUUCGUUCCAGAUGCCGUCAACCCUAACGCCGACGACGGUAUCGAGAUUGUCAACUCCGACUUUUCCCUUGCCUACGGCUCCAGAAUGUUGCUUAACAAGACCAAUUUGCGUUUGUUGAAGGGUCACAGAUACGGGUUGUGUGGGCGUAACGGUGCCGGUAAGUCCACCCUCAUGAGAUCCAUCGCUACCGGGAAGCUCGAAGGCUUCCCAGACAAGUCUGAGUUGCGCACGUGUUUCGUCGAGCACAAGUUGCAGGGUGAGGAGGGUGACAUGGACUUGGUUGCGUUCAUCGCGUCCGACGAGAACCUUCAGAGCGUCACCAGGGAGGAGAUCACAGCCGCGCUCCUCACCGUCGGUUUCCCAGAGGAGAGAUUGGCCCAGAAUGUGGGGGCGCUCUCGGGUGGGUGGAAGAUGAAGUUGGAGUUGGCCAGAGCCAUGUUGCUUAACGCCGAUGUCUUAUUGUUGGAUGAGCCUACUAACCACUUGGACGUUACCAACGUCAAGUGGUUGCAGGACUACUUGGUAGAACACACGGACAUCACUUCCCUCAUCGUUUCGCAUGACUCCGGCUUCCUCGACACCGUGUGUACCGACAUUAUCCACUACGAAAACAAGAAGCUUGCCUACUACAAGGGUAACUUGUCUGAGUUCGUCAAGGCCAAGCCAGAGGGUAAGUCUUACUACACUUUGACCGACUCCAACGUCAAGAUGGCCUUCCCCCCAGCCGGUAUUCUCACCGGUGUCAAAUCCUCCACUAGAGCCGUCGCCAGAAUGACGGAUGUGACGUUUGCCUACCCGGGGACCGUCAAGCCAUCGUUGAGCCACGUUUCGUGCUCGCUCUCCUUGUCCUCCAGAGUCGCCGUUCUCGGGCCAAACGGUGCGGGAAAGUCCACCCUCAUCAAGUUGUUGACCGGUGAGUUGAUGCCAAACGAGGGGCAUGUUGAAAAGCACCCUAACUUGAGAAUCGGGUACAUCGCACAGCACGCGUUGGCCCACGUCGAGACCCACAAGGAAAAGACCGCCAACCAGUACCUCCAGUGGAGAUACAAGUUCGGUGACGAUCGUGAGGUCUUGAUGAAGGAGUCCAGAAAGAUCUCCGCUGGCGAUGCUGAGAUGAUGGCCAAGCAGCUCGAUUUGAACGACAGCAGAGGCCCACGCGCUAUUGAGGCAAUUGUCGGGAGACAAAAGUUGAAGAAGUCGUUCCAGUAUGAAAUCAAGUGGAAGAACUGGAUUCCACGCUACAACUCGUGGUUGCCAAGAGAAACCUUGGUGGAUGAGGGUUUCGCAAAGUUGGUUCAGAAGUUUGAUGAUCACGAGGCCUCCAGAGAGGGAUUGGGGUACAGAGAGUUGACGCCAAAGGUGAUCAGAAAGCACUUCGAGGACGUUGGUCUUGACGGUGACAUUGCCGACCACACCCCAAUGGGCUCCUUGUCUGGUGGGCAGUUGGUCAAGGUUGUCAUCGCCGGUGCCAUGUGGAACAACCCACAUUUGUUGGUCUUGGACGAGCCUACCAACUACUUGGAUCGUGAUUCCCUCGGGGGGUUGGCGGUUGCCAUCAGAGACUGGAACGGUGGUGUCGUGAUGAUUUCCCACAACAACGAGUUUGUUGGUGCCUUGUGCCCAGAACAGUGGAUUGUGGAGAACGGUGAGGUUGUCCAGAAGGGGACUUUGCAGAUCGACACUGCCAGAUUUGAGGAUGGUGGUGAGUCGGCUGCUGCCAAGCCAGAGUCCAAGGCCAGAGCGGAUGAUAAUGACUCCCCUGCCAAUAUCAAGGUCAGACAGAGAAAGAAGAAGAUGACCAGAAACGAAAAGAAGUUGCAGGAGGAGAGAAGACGUUUGAGACACAUUAACUGGUUGAACACGCCAAAGGGUACGCCAAAGCCACCUGACACCGAUGAUGAAUCGGAAUAAGCGAUACAUUCUAGCAUCAGUUCAUUUCGUUUUUUUUUUGUUUCAGGGUUUCACUAUUUUUUUUUUUGAUUUACUUCCGGUACUGUACUCUAUUUUCCGCGUGUGACGC